This is a messenger RNA of Neltuma alba, 1469 nucleotides long. Its product is annotated as protein FATTY ACID EXPORT 3, chloroplastic. Gene Ontology annotation, cellular component: chloroplast inner membrane. The transcript has 6 exons. Lineage: Eukaryota; Viridiplantae; Streptophyta; Magnoliopsida; Fabales; Fabaceae. The record is from RefSeq and is a predicted model, not a curated record. Gene Ontology annotation, biological process: fatty acid transport. The coding region runs from base 211 to 1161 and encodes 316 amino acids. Gene Ontology annotation, molecular function: fatty acid transmembrane transporter activity.
AAUUGGACAGUCCUCGUCAAUUCAAAAGCCUCUUGCAUAUUCUCCUUCCAUUUUUAUUCUUCUUCUUCUGCCUUUUGUAUUCUUCACAAAAUCCCUCCUUUUUCCUAUUUCAACCCCCCCACCUUCAACUCCUUCGUCAGCUUCGCCUCCUUUCAAACUCUUUCUCUAUCUCUCUCUACCUCGUCUGGUUUGUUUGGAGCCCACCCAGAGAUGAUUUCCUCUCUGAAAUCUGUUUCCCUUAUAAACCCUAAACUCUGCCUUGCCUCAAUGCCUUUGAGCAAGGCUCCGGAUUCUCUCAAGUUCCAUCCUUUGCUCAGAACUCCCAAUUCCACGCUCUGUGCUGUCCCUAGCGGUCUUUUCCCAAAUGGUUUUCUCACGCUCAAUCGCCGUACUCCUUUAAUUCUCGCUUUUGCAGCUGCGGGGGAUGACUCGCAGAAAGAUAUUGAAGUGGAUGACGGAAGGGAGGAGCUUGAAAUGGGAUCUCAAGAAUCACAAGAAGCGUGGAAGCAAGCUCUGGAUACCUUUAGAGAACAAGCGAAAAAGGUUCAAGGUAUUUCUCAAGAAGCAUAUGAAGAGUACUCAAAGAAAGCAAUUAUCAUUUUGAAAGAUACUUCAGAACAGUUGAAGGUACAAGCAGAUAAGGCAAGGCAUGACUUGACUGUGGCUGCAAAAGAAAUUGGUGAAGAAGGCAAAGGGUACAUUACCACAGCUGCUGAAAAAUCUCCUGAAGUGAAGGAGAUUGUUGAAACAUUUACCUCCCCAACCGAUGAUCUCAGUCAUCUCUCUGGAGUGCGAGACUUCUAUGUUGGUAUACCAUAUGGUUUAUUACUCUCUAUUGUAGGCUUCCUUUCCUUUAUGUUUACAGGAAGCCUUGCAGCUGUUAGGUUUGGGAUGAUUUUAGGUGGUCUUCACACGUUUUUAAGCAUUUCAAGUCUAAGAGCAUACAAAAGAGGAGAAUUUUCUCCCAGAGCUUUGAAUGGCCAAGCUGCAAUAGCCACCAUAUUAUUCAUGCGGGAGAUAAUCUUACUAGGCAAGGGGUGUCCUGUAACUCGGUUCACUGCUUUGAUCAGCGGCGCAGUGGCGGCAUUUUAUGUCUAUAGAUUGGUAGUGGAACGUAAACCACUCAAGGACUCAAACUUGGAAACUGGAAAAGGAGAUUAGUUUAAUGACAUAAGGUUAGAAUUUUGAUGUUUGUUGUAAUUCACAAUGCAAAGAUGUCUCUUACACAUCAGAUCUCUUUUAUAGUGUCGGCGUUACUACUUUAAUUUUCAUUUGCCACUAAGAGGCAGAGGAUCUGCUUGAAAAAUCUUAGGGUAAAUUUCUUUUUUGGCCAAAAGAGAAGUUCUGGGCUUCUUGCCUUAUGGGGAGUAAAUUUUUAUGUUUGUUUAUAGUUUGAUUUGUUGAAGAAUCUUGAUCGAAUUUAAUAAGUGGUUUCAUGUAGUAUUGUGAUUUGAAGUGGGCAAUUUUUU